UUUGUAGGUACAUGUGCACGUGGUGAUAUAUAGUGCAGUAGCAGCUGCUGGUCUCACUCUCAGUACCUCGCUUUGAAGUCGUUUUAGUUUCAUUCACCCACCCCUAAAUGGAUCAUCUGCUAUUAUUCACGGUUGCCAUAUUGACGCUGUGUUCAGCUCAACUUCCAUCCUUCAAACAAGAGUUUAUUUACGAGGAUGAGCUGAAAUGUACCACUUGCAGACUUGUUGUUGAUGAAAUCUCCUUCAAAUUCGAAAAAGUCAAUCCUAAAGCUAAGAUAGAGACUGGUCAGUCUGGAAUCACACCAGAAGGAGAGUACAAACAAAAGAAGAUUCCCUAUCUUCUCAGUGAUUCUCAUAUAACGGAAAUAUUGGACCUUGUCUGUGAUAACAGUUGGCACUACGUCCAGAUGGGUUACGAUCCUAUUAACAAGAUGCCUCAUAUCCAACGUAUGAACAGUUUGCGGGGUGAUCCCGUCGACUUGGACGGCAGUAAGAUUAAUAUCCAGGAUAAAGAAGUCACUCCUGACAAAAUAAAGCGUGCCUGCUUUUCUUUUGUGGAAAAGUACGAGGACGAGAUAGUGGAAGUGUUCGUGAAGCUUGUGCAGAGUAAGAGUUUUGUCGAGAAGAGGAAGAGUCCUCUGAAGAAAGCCCUGAAAAGGCUUUGUAAUGAUAAAGAUUUCUGUUCUCCGGACUUCCACAAGACGCUUGCAAAGACCGAAUUGUAAGGGCAUUGAAAAAGAUAUUCAAAAUAUAAACUCAGCUCAAAUUUGUUCACUGUUAACUUAUUUAUUUGAGAUUAAUUAAGUUCAUAUUCUAAUCACUAACGAUAUAUAUCAUAUUUUUAAAUUAAAUGGAGGGUUUAAGUUUAUUAUGUUCAAAUAGAGCAAGUGUUUGGAAUCGAAUACACAACUUUCAUAUUAAGUUAUUGUACUAUUGAUCAAGUUUUGGCUUUUCUUCCAUUGUGAUUUCAUAUUGAAAUCAAUUAUUUCCAUUCUUCAUAAUCAUACAAGCGCCACUACAAUCUUAUUGAAUAUAUCAUACUAUAUUGAAGAUAACAUCGAUGAUAUGCUGCUCAAAUAUAGUUGUCAGUGCAGCUGCGUAUUUGGUAUUGUUUACUCAUAGUUUAUAAUGUAGUUACAAAA
Bolinopsis microptera is the source of this 1142-nucleotide messenger RNA. RefSeq names its product protein canopy homolog 1-like. The record is from RefSeq and is a predicted model, not a curated record. The coding region runs from base 108 to 725 and encodes 205 amino acids. The transcript has 7 exons. Gene Ontology annotation, cellular component: endoplasmic reticulum. NCBI's taxonomy places the organism in Eukaryota, Metazoa, Ctenophora, Tentaculata, Lobata, Bolinopsidae.